Molecule: messenger RNA, 1237 nt
Organism: Hordeum vulgare subsp. vulgare (domesticated barley)
Lineage: Eukaryota; Viridiplantae; Streptophyta; Magnoliopsida; Poales; Poaceae
Product: monooxygenase 2-like
Exons: 2
Coding region: 20-1237 (405 amino acids)
Molecular function (GO): FAD binding
Source: RefSeq, a predicted model, not a curated record
UCUCCGCACGGUGGCAAGCAUGCAGCGGCAAGAGGAGUCCGGCGAGGACAUCGUGAUCGUGGGCGCCGGGAUCGCCGGCCUCGCCGCCGCACUCGGGCUACACAGGAAAGGGGUGAGGAGCGUGGUGCUGGAGUCGUCCCCGGCGCUCCGGGCGUCCGGGUUCGCCUUGGCCACGUGGCCCAACGCCUUCCGCGCGCUCGACGCCCUCGGCGUCGGCGACCAGAUCAGGAAGCUCCACCUGCGUAUCGAAGAGCUGCGCGUCAUGUCGGCGUCCACGGGAGAGAUAUCAAAGGAAGUGGACUUCAGAGACGAGUUCUGCUGCAUCAGGCGCGACGUGCUGCUGCACGUCCUGGCGUCGGAGCUGCCGACGGGCACCAUCCGCUACUCCUCCAAGAUCGUAUCCAUCGACGAGCACUUCGACGGCGCCAAGAUCCUCCACCUCGCCGACGGCUCGACUCUCCGGGCAAAGGUGCUGGUAGGCUGCGACGGGAUCAACUCCGUGGUGGCCAGAUGGCUGGGGCUCGCCAAGCCGUCGCACUCCGGGCGCUCCGCCACGCGGGGCUUCGCGCUUUAUCCCGACGGCCACGGCCUCCCGCCCAAGUUCCUGCAGUUCUUUGGCCACGGCUUCCGCUUCGGCUUCAUGCCCUGCAACGAUACCGACGUCUACUGGUUCUACACAUGGUCUACCUCCACAGACGAUCAUGGUCUCGACGAGAGCCGCGCCAAGAUGAAGCAGAACGUGCUGACGAAGCUGAGGAGCUCCAAGGUGCCUGCGGAGGCGCUGGAAUUGGUGGAGAGGACCGAGGAUGCGCCCGUCGUGCCGCUGCGGUUCCGGCCCCCGCUCUCGCUCUUGUUCGCGGGCAUCAGCAAGGGGAACGUGUGCGUGGCCGGCGACGCGCUGCACCCAAUGACGCCGGACCUGGGGCAGGGCGGCUGCGCGGCGUUGGAGGACGGCGUCGUCCUGGCCAGAUGCCUUGGCGAGGCCAUCCUCGCUGGCGAUGGCGACGGAGCGACUGGCGGCAGUGAGAAGGAGAGGAUCGACUCGUGCCUGCGCAGGUACGUCGGGAUACGCCGAUGGAGGAGCAUCGAGCUCAUCGGAACCGCCUAUAUCGUCGGCUUCUUCCAGCAGAGUAAUAACAGGAUCAUCAGCUUUCUGCGGGAGAAGGUGCUGGCUGGAGUUCUCGUCGGAAGGCUCGUGAAAAUGUCCGACCAUGACUGCGGAACGCUGUCAAGCUAG